Messenger RNA from Ilyonectria robusta, 2010 nucleotides. Its product is annotated as major facilitator superfamily domain-containing protein. Gene Ontology annotation, biological process: transmembrane transport; basic amino acid transport. The coding region runs from base 98 to 1786 and encodes 562 amino acids. The record is from RefSeq and is a predicted model, not a curated record. NCBI's taxonomy places the organism in Eukaryota, Fungi, Ascomycota, Sordariomycetes, Hypocreales, Nectriaceae. The transcript has 12 exons. Gene Ontology annotation, cellular component: fungal-type vacuole membrane. Gene Ontology annotation, molecular function: basic amino acid transmembrane transporter activity.
UUACAAAAUAAUUCUAAUUGAGACAUCAAUCGUCGGGUUUCGCGUGGUGUAGGGAAUCUGAGACGGGUAAAUCUACCACACUGGUGAAUGUUGCAGCAUGACAAUCCUACCAGAAAGCGCUGAGAGUCCCACCGAGGCAUCCAGUCUCUUGUCAAGCACGACGGCGGUUGGCGAUGAUGCGCGAUUUCAAGAAAAUGGCUAUGGCUCCGUGACUGCCGACUGUGAAAGUUCGAAUAAUUCCGAGUCCACAGUGUCCAAGCCAAAGUACAGCAACUCAUAUAUUGCUAGAGUGGUCGCCGCUUUACUCAUCGGUGUCUUCACUUCUAGCACAGAUGCAUCCUUGGUGUUGGCGACCCAUCCUGUUAUCGCAUCCGAGUUUGGUGAUUUGGCAGACUCAAGCUGGCUGUUCAUCAGCUUCAUGCUCGCUGGAGCCGCCACGCAAUCCUUGUACGGAAAACUUAGUGAUAUCUACGGUCGGAAAACUAUCUUGAUAAGUUGCUAUGGCCUCUUUGCCAUUGGCUGUGCCCUUGUCGGCGCUGGCCAAUCCAUGGGGCAAGUUAUUUUAGGACGGUUGAUCUCUGGGUCAGGAGGUGCUGGAAUGACGACACUAGCCUCUGUCAUUAUUACCGACUUGGCCCCGCUGAGAGAGGUGGCAUCAUGGCAGAGCUACUUGAAUGUCAUCGCAACGGUCGGCCGAAGCAUGGGUGGCCCGCUGGGUGGGUGGUUGGCCGACACUAUCGGCUGGAGAUGGUCCUUCCUCGGUCAAGCCCCGAUCUUUGUUGUGGCCAUGUUCCUCUGCUGGAUAUUGCUACCCGACUCAACGUCUUCUAACCAAGUUGAGAAUGGAGUUGAUCUGCGUAACUCCCUUGCCAGAAUAGACGGACUGGGUGCCUUCCUCCUCGGCAGCGGAAUUUUGGCCCUCAUGUUGCCACUUGAGAUCGGCGGCCAAAAGGUUCCCUGGACUCACCCUUUGGUGUUCUCCCUCGUUGGAGCUGGCAUUCUGCUCCUCUUCUUUUUCGUGCUCGUGGAAGCCGGGUGGGCCAAGGAACCCAUCUUUCCGCUCCGUCUUUUUCGCAAGCGUAACGUAACGAUGUCAUACUUGAUCAUCGCAGCACAGUCUGGAGCACAAUUGGGAAUGAUGUACUCGGUGCCAAUCUAUUUUCAGGUUACUCAGCGCGUUUCUAGUACAGUUGCAGGUGCGCAUCUAUUUCCCGCAGUCAUUGGCAACACUAUUGGCGGUAUUGUCUCCGGAGCCGUGAUCCAGAGGACUGGUCGUUAUAGAAGUCUUAUCAUCUCUUCUGCCCUCUUGUCCAUUUCCAGCUACAGUUUGAUGAUUCUGCGUUGGAAAGGACAUACUGGGUGGGCAGAGUCACUAUAUAUCAUCCCAGGCGGCAUGGGUACCGGUAUCGCAUUCAGCGCGGUAUUCAUUGCAUUACAGGCAGCUAUUGACCCAGCAGACAAAGCCGUGGCUGCGUCAGGACUUUACCUUACCGGCACAAUAGGCUGUAUUGUGGGCUUGGCUGGCUCAAGCGCUACCACUCAAGUCAUCCUGAGACGGGUUGUCCAGGUCAAACUGGCCCAGCAAGGCAUGGAAAAGUCUCUGAUUGACGAAGUCAUCAAAAAAGCGACUGAAAGUGUGACUUUCAUUGAUGAGGCACCCAAAAAGGUUGCAGACAUUCUGGUCGAAGCCUAUAUAAAAGGAAUUGAGUACAGUCACGGGCUGUCUAUUAUCUUUUCCUCCCUCGCUCUCGUCACCGCUCUGCUGAUGAGGGAACGGAGGCUGUAACAGCUUGAAGAUGAACCGGUUGGAAUUAUCCAAUCACAGCUAAUACACGCUCUUAAGCAUCAAGUGGAAUUAUGAGCCUUGAUUUUGUAUAUUUCUUUCUUUCUGUGCUGCCGAAUUCCUAUCGAUAGAUUCAUGGCAACUAUAUAUAUAACUAAGAUUAUAGGAAAUGUUUCAUUUCUAAAGAUUUGUAGCUUCUAAAAUAAUAAAGAAAAUGACCUAAGUUU